AUGGGGCCGGAGAGUGAGGUGAAGCUCUUGAAGGACAGUGAGAAGAACAUUUCCGUGGACCUGAUGGCUCUCCUAGCGGUGACCCGAAAGAUCAAGGACGAGACCGAGAUCUACCAGUGCUCCGUCUAUGCUGCUGCGCUGCGGGACAUGGGCUUCCAGACGCGCGAAGCUGCGGAGUUCCUGAGCAUCUUCCUGCCAGUCACCGACGAAGGGGCGCAGCCACUGAUUUGUGAGGACUUGGUGAACCUGUUCACUCGCUCAUUCGAAAUGACCGACUCGGAGUGCCAAUCCUUGUACUCCAUUUUCGAGCAAGUGCUUGCAGAGGACAAAGGCGUGAUGGUGACCUCCAGCGUCCACUUGGCGGAAGGAGGUUAGGGGGAGAGCUUGGCUGAAGGAAGGGCGCCAAGUCACCCAGAGCUUUGAGCUUUCGAAUCCACCGAGAGAUCCAUAGACUGCCAGACUGCCAUAUAGAUGAGUUCGUCAGUUGGAAGAUUACUUGUCCGGCAACAAGGUUAUCAAACGCCCAGAGCCUACUUGACCAGGCGUUUGUACCGGGGGCGGGUAAGUAGCUCGCAUGUUGCCAUACCUCCUUCAUCUUGAAGACUCUACGGCCAUCGUGGCGUUGACACUCUUUGAGGUCCGCCUUUUUUCUACAAUUGCGUUACUGUUUUUGGUGGUUGGUAACCUGGUAAUUGCUAGUAGCCAAAGCCAAUCAGAACCGCUUGGUUAGGCAGAGUGCAUACCUCGAAGAAACAACCAAUUCCAAGACCAUCCCCAGUAGCAAGACUCCAGUCGAACAACCAUCUAUCUACCUGGAGUCAGCGAUAGAACCCAUUUGACACCUGGUUUCGCCCAAGGUUUAGUUGUUUAUAGUUGUUUGUGCAAUGUGCAAUAAGUUCGUACGAAUGUCAGUCUGUGUGUCACACAGCCAGGCAGCACACAGGGGGAAGGUGGCCCCAGAUUCAUGGAAAGAACAUGAUUAGCUGCUUAGCUUUUCCUUUGUCCUUGGCAGUUGGACUUGAGCACCUAGGCGGGCCCUCCACGUGAGGGCCUGGACUUUUUAGGCUUUAUGCUCCUCAUGCAUCUCGGCAGAUCUCGGGUCUGGCCCCCGGUCCUAAAAGGUGAAAAGGAAUGAGACCGUCGCGGUCCGUCGUGUGAAGUCUGACCGGAUUUGUCCCGGGUCCACUUUCCAGAGGCCCAGUAAUUCACAAGAGGCUCAACUUGAGCCUAUGGAGGCCAACUGAAGCCUAUGGAGGCCAAGCAAAGUCAGUUCAUUUUUGUGGAUUCAUACAGAGUUGAUCGGGAUGGGCGUGGCCGCCGAGCAGAAGUGAAUGACCCCCUACAGAACUGCUUCGGGCCCAGUUCUGUGCCGCGGAUCUGGGAGCGGAACCCUGCCGAGGGAUGAAGGUCACCUUGACAUACAUGACAUUGUAUGCUGGAGGACAACUCAAGUUUCAUAAAAACAGUGCCAAUGCGCUGCAUGAUGGGGCUGUCAAAUAUAUAUCGUUUGGGUUUGUCCUAUUACCUGCGCCAGUCAGUGAACAAUAGUCGCAUAUUAUUUGGACAAUGCCUUUACUAUCCAUCAUCAUCCACUGGUAAUAGGAUCGUCGGAUAGACCCGAGCACACACACGAUACUCGUUGGACUUGAACGUUUACGCAUGUCUACACGUUUUGGUUCGUUUUCUGUUCCUUUUGGUUCUUUUUCUUCUGAGCCGAGUGACUCAGCUCGAUCUUCCCCAUGACGAAGAAUUUGCUCCUAUCCAGGCGCAGGGUGAUCGAUGCGGGCAUCGGCAACAACUGGCCGCAGAGGGCAUCCAAUUAGGCUUCUCAUUUGGUGAAGCUGGAGAGGUGACAGAGGAUGGGUGAGGCGCAAGACCUGAC
Durusdinium trenchii is the source of this 1882-nucleotide messenger RNA. The record is from the annotation of a GenBank genome assembly. Lineage: Eukaryota; Dinophyceae; Suessiales; Symbiodiniaceae.